AUCGGUAUCGGCAGAGGGGGGAAGCAGGGGAAAGGGCCUCAGCGUCGGCAACAACUACCCCAAACAAAUCUAUAUCAACACCACCGGAGCCCAGACAGAAUGCUAGCAAAUCUGCGUACGAGGAGCAGUCCAUCCCGAUUGGUCUGUAUCGUUGCUCGAGCUUCCCAUCAACGGUCCUACAGUACGCAACAGCCAAACCCGCGCCAUCCUCACCAGUCGCCGUUGAAGGGCAUCAGGGUCUUGGAUCUCUCCCGAAUCCUUGCCGGUCCUUCGGCAGCUCAACUGUUAGGUGACUUGGGAGCAGAUGUGAUCAAGAUUGAAGAGCCUGGUCGAGGGGACGAUACGCGAUGGUUGCAGACUCAAUACGAACAACAGCAGGACCCUCAAGUCUUCAAACCUUCCUCGACCCUGUCUAACUAUUUCCUCUCUUGUAAUCGGAAUAAGAGGUCGUUAACUCUGAAUCUCAAAAAACCAGAUGGGGCUCAGAUCCUCAAGAAAUUAGUUGCGAAGAGUGAUGUCUUAAUUGAAAACUUUAUAGUAGGUAAGAUGGAAGAACUCGGUCUAGGAUACGACACCUUGCGAGAAAUAAACCCCAAAUUAAUCUACUCCAGCAUUUCGGGAUAUGGCACGACGGGGCCGAAGGCAAAAGCAGCAGGUUAUGACGUCAUUGCGGCGGCUGAGUCAGGCUUCAUGUCGAUCACUGGCGAGCCGGAUGGGCCGCCAAUGAAGACCGGAGUAGCGAUCUGUGAUAUCAUGACAGGCUUGCAUGCGGCCAUCGGCAUCCUGGCCAGCCUGUAUUCCCGCGAUGGAGGGCCAGACGGGGCUCGACGGUCGGGUCAGAAGGUCGAAAGCUCCUUGUUUGAGUCGGCCCUCAGUCUCUCGUUCAAUGUGGGUUCCAGCUUUUUGAACUCGGGUGAAGAAGCCCAACGGUGGGGUACUUCACAUCCAUCAAUUGUUCCUUAUCAAGCCUUUGAAGCUCAAGAUGGUUAUAUGAUCAUUGGCACCACAAACAACAGACAGUUUGAGAAGCUGUGCAAGACAUUGGAGCUUGAAGAGUUGAAACUUGAUUCCAGAUUUGGAACGAAUUCGCAGCGAGUGAAGAACCGAGUCGAGCUGAUCGAAAUUCUGGGUGAGAGGCUCAAGUCUCGGCCAGCUUCUGAGUGGGUGGAGAAGUUGAACGACUUGGGUUUGCCGUGCUCGAGAGUCAAUUCGAUCCAGGAGGCUUUCCAACAACCUCAGACUCAUGCUCGUCAGAUGAUCCAAGAAAUGGAUUGUGAUCAUUCUUCCUCUGGUAAAAUUCACCUUAUAGGGACACCAAUCAAAUUAUCUGAGUCGCCUCUAACGAUACGAUCUGCCCCACCAGCCUUGAGUGAACAUACCAAAGAGAUCUUAGCCGAUCUUGAAUAUACUGAUGAGCAAGUUCACCAACUUGCUAAAGACUCGGUGAUUUAAGAAAAGAAAAAAUCGCCCAUUCUACGUCCAAUCACCUUCAAGUUCUGAUUGAAUGAGCCGACUCCUUGGUUGUAUUGUAUCUACUUGAUUCACCAUCUUGUUUUCCUUUUAUGAACUGCAUCUUCAUUUGAUUUGAUGAAAGCUCCGCGUAGCUUCCCUGUCAGCAUUCGAGUUCAUGUAGAGGGGAUGCAAAAUUCAACUUCAAAAUGUGUAGAUGAACAUUGC
Molecule: messenger RNA, 1677 nt
Organism: Puccinia graminis f. sp. tritici CRL 75-36-700-3
Lineage: Eukaryota; Fungi; Basidiomycota; Pucciniomycetes; Pucciniales; Pucciniaceae
Exons: 8
Coding region: 100-1452 (450 amino acids)
Molecular function (GO): catalytic activity
Source: RefSeq, a predicted model, not a curated record